Messenger RNA from Tribolium madens (black flour beetle), 1541 nucleotides. RefSeq names its product phosphatidylinositol glycan anchor biosynthesis class U protein (gene PIG-U). Gene Ontology annotation, cellular component: GPI-anchor transamidase complex; membrane. Lineage: Eukaryota; Metazoa; Arthropoda; Insecta; Coleoptera; Tenebrionidae. The transcript has a single exon. Gene Ontology annotation, biological process: attachment of GPI anchor to protein; protein localization to cell surface. The coding region runs from base 144 to 1481 and encodes 445 amino acids. The record is from RefSeq and is a predicted model, not a curated record.
CUUGUACAAAAUUGUUUGACAGAUGGGAGUGUCAUUUUGAAUUCAUACUAACCUCACUUAAUUCUAUUAAUUAUUCAAUCUGUAAUUUUCAAUAUCUUCGAAAUUGUCCCUUAAAGGGGAUGAGUUUUUGAAAUUGUAACAUCAUGGCACUUGAAAAAAAAGAAAAAUGUCAGGACUUAAACCAAAAUUGUUACAAGGGAUGGACCAUCUUCCUCAUGUACCUGACAGGAAUUGGAAUCCGCUAUUGGUUAAUGUUUUCAAGAUAUCAAACCAUAAUUGCAAACCAUAUUGAAAUAUCCACACCUCUGAACUCAUGGAAACGAGUAUCGGAAGGACUUUGUCUUCAGUCCAAGGGUAUAAAUCCAUAUGACGGGGAUUUACUCCAUGAAGCACCAAUAACAAUAUUAUUCUAUAAAAUAUUGACACAGUCGUGGAAAUUGCACAUUAAGACUAUAUUUCUCAUCGUUGAUGCGGGAACAGCAGCGUUACUGUAUUUUGUUGCAAAGAAAUACAUGUUUCACCUAUUUAUUGAACAAGAAGAAAAUAAAAAGCAGUACGCCCAGAACAGUAAGGAAUUCUUGUUAUCAGGGUCUGAUUUCCUUAAUUCACCAGUUUUUGUAGCAGCGGCUUUUCUUUUUAACCCUUAUACAAUUUUCAAUUGUGUUGGCCAGUCGACUAUAGUGUUUCAUAAUUUUUUCGUAGCCCUUUUUUUGUUUUCUAUGCUAAGCGGUAGUGUUGUUUUGAGUUUACUCUCUCUCGCGUUAUGCACAAUGAUGUCUUUGUACCCGAUAGUAUUAAUUAUUCCAGUUUUCUUGUACUUUUACGGUAUUUACAAAAAUAAAUUUCGUGCGUUUAUCACACCAAUUUUGUUUGUUGCCACACUUGCAGCAUUCAUAAGCAUUUCCAUUACUUUAAGCAACGGUACCGCAUUUAUGAAAAACGUCUACGGUUUCAUAAUAACAGUCCCAGACUUACAACCCAACAUCGGGUUAUUUUGGUACUUUUUCACCGAAAUGUUUGACCACUUUCGAGACUUAUUCAUUAGCUCUUUUCAAAUAAACGCAACCAUUCUGUAUCUAAUUCCACUGUCGGUUAAGUUUCGCAAAGAUCCAUUUUUACUAACUUUUGCACUUUUAUGUCUGAUUUCAGUUUUUAAGUCGUAUCCAUGUUUGGGUGAUGUUGGAUUUGCGUUGAGUCUUUUGCCUUGCUUUAUUCAUUUGUUUAAUUACUCUCAACAAGGAUUUUUGGUGGGAGUGAUUUUUCUUAUUACAACAGCUUUGGGUCCGAUUUUGUGGCAUUUGUGGAUCUACUCAAACUCUGCAAAUGCAAAUUUUUAUUUUGGAGUCACAUUAGCGUUUGCCAUAGCACAAAUUUUUUUGGUUACUGAUAUUUUGUUUGCAUACCUGAAACGUGAAUUUUGUUUGAAUCAUGGGAAGGAAAGGAAGAUUGAUGGAAAGGAUGCCUUGCUUAUUUUAGAAUAGACCAUUUUUUAAGAUUUGUGUGAUCUUGAUGUUAAUCGCAAUAAAUAAGACUUUUUUGUA